Pedinophyceae sp. YPF-701 is the source of this 837-nucleotide messenger RNA. The record is from the annotation of a GenBank genome assembly. Lineage: Eukaryota; Viridiplantae; Chlorophyta; Pedinophyceae.
AUGCAGGAGCUGUGGAGCAAUGCCCAGUAUCAGAGCCUGGAGACGCUGCGCGAGAGGUCGAAGAGCAGGGGGGACGAGAUCACCUGGGAGCAGGAACAGUCGAUCAAGCGGGCGUUGUGCAGAUUCGUGAGCGACGUGGGUCAAGAACUGGACCUGCUCCAGUGGACGGUGGCCACCGCGCAGUACUACAUCCACCGGUUCUACGCGGUGCGGUCGCUCGCGCGCAACGACCGCUUCGUGGUGGCCAUCGCGGCGAUCUUCCUCAGCGCGAAGGCCGAGGAGAGCGCCAAGAGCCUGCGGGAGUGCAUCGCCAAGGCGGCGCAGGUGCGCUUCAAGGACAAGGCCGAGCAGGACCGCCUGACCAAGGACCGCCCGCAGUGCGACCUCCUGCGCGAGAACGUGCUCUUCGCCGAGCGCGCCCUCCUCUACAUCAUCGGGUUCGACUUCAACAUCGAGCACCCGCACCACCGUCUGAUGCCCAUCCUGGCCAAGUUCGGGAAGGACCCGGCGGACAAGCGGCUGGCGGUGAGCGAGAGCAUGUCGGCGAAGGAGCGGGAGGAGAACGAGGGGGAGGUGCACCGGCGGAACUACCUGGCGCAGCUGGCGUGGAACUUUGCCACCGAGUCGAUGUGCACGCCGCUGUGCCUGCAGUUCCCGCCGGCGAAGAUCGCGUUCGCGUGCGUGGACGUGGCCGCGCGGUUCGCGAUCAAGAACGGGCUGCAGCGGGACAGCAAGUGGGUGGCGGUGAUGGAGGAGACGUGCGGCGCCGACCGCGAGGAGAUCACGCAGAUCGAGGGGCAGCUGCUCGAGUCGUUUCGAGUGGACUCGGAAAAGUGA